CGGGACCAAAUGGAAGAUAAAUGUGGCCAGAAGCUAUUCAAAAUACUCCAAAAGCUGCACAGAGUUAGAGCGGGCUGGAGGGGGAUAAUGCUGAGCCUCAGUAAAGUUAAGCUUUGGGCGACAUCCCACAGCUGGCAUGACUCAGCAGUGUGCACUAAGGUUUAGAGAUAAUUCAGACAUACAAAGGUCAUGAAGAUCCAGGCCUAGACACGGGUCACGGGGAGACCUGAGCCCAUGAAACCCUACCAUGGUCCUUGACUCUCACAACUUUCUUCCCACAGAUUCCCACAUCUACCGACGGGCUUCAGGUCUGUACACAGGGCUGUGUGACCUUUGAGGACGUGGCUGUCUACUUCUCCCGGGCAGAGUGGGAGUUCCUGGACGAUGCUCAGAGGCUACUGUAUCUCGAUGUGAUGCUGGAGAACUUUGCGCUCAUAACCUCCCUGGUUGGUUGGCCUGAAGCAGAGGCCGAAGAAACAGCCUGCAUGCAGAGCAUUUCACCAGCUCAAACACCACAGCUCAGGACUCCGAAGGAGGGUGUGCCCAUGCAGAUGCCUCAUCCGUCUGACACCUGUAUCAUAGUCCUGAAAGACAUCUUGCGUCUGAAUGAGCUCCCUGGCCAGAAACCAUUUUUGACUGAGGUGUGUACAAACCUCCUGGACCAGAAGCAUCGCAGAGCCAAGAACUGGUUAAAGAGAGACGUGGACGCCCUUGUGAAGAGCUAUAUGUUCCAUGUCCCGGGGAAUCCUUUCAUCUGUGGAGAGAACUUCCCAGCUAUAUGGAAUCUUCUUCAACCCAAGGCCGUUCCCAGGGGUAAGAAACCAAACAAAACGAAGCACGGAAAGGCUUUUCACCGUGAGAAAAAUAAUUCCAAGUCGGAUAAGUAUAAGAACUCUCCCAGCCGCCAACGCAGGCUUCUAGAGUAUCCAAGAGUUUGCAGUGAAAGGGAGGGGCUUGAAUCUGGCGCUUGUGACCACGGCUUAAACAAGGACUCGCGUGUGCCAUCCCAGCCAGACCAGACUGGUGUCAGACCAUAUGAGUGUCAGGACUGUGGGAAAAUGUUCGGCCAAAAAGCCACACUUAGGAUCCACCAGAGACGUCACACUGGAGAAAAACCGUACAAGUGUGGCGAAUGCGGCAAAUCGUUUUGUCAAAGCUCCAACCUCAGUGAACACUGCAGGGUUCACAGUGGAGAGAGGCCCUAUGAGUGUGGGGAGUGUGGGAAGGCCUUUGGGUGCCACUCGAGUCUUCAUCGGCACCAGAGAACGCACACCGGGGAAUGGCCGUAUGAGUGUGGCGACUGUGGAAGACUGUUUAGACAAAUCGUCAGCCUGACCACGCACCAGAGGACUCACACUGCCGAAAGGCCUUACGAGUGUGGCCAGUGUGAAAAGUCUUUCAGUCACAGAGCCACUCUGACCGUACAUCAGAGAGUUCACACUGGGGAAAAACCCUACAGCUGUGGAGAAUGUGGGAAAUCCUUCAGCCAAAGCGCCAACCUCAUUAAACACUCCAAAAUUCACACUGGGGAAAAGCCUUACGAGUGUGGCGAAUGUGGUCUGUCCUUUCGUCAGAGAGCCACCCUCAUGAAGCACCAGAGGACCCACACUUCAGAAAGGCCUUAUGAAUGCAGGGAAUGUGGUAAAUUCUUCAAACAAUACUUCUACCUCAUCAAACACCGUAGCAUUCACACCACAACAGAAUUUUACGAGUGCGAACAAUGUGGGAAAUCUUAUACCCAAAAAGCCACCCUCAUCAGACACCAGAGAGUCCACACGGGAGAGAGCCCCUAUAAAUGUGAGGAAUGUGGGAAAGCCUUUGAGUACAAAUCCAGACUUGACCGGCAUCAGAGGACUCACACUGGCGAAAGGCCUUUUCAGUGUGCCAAGUGUGGGAAGUUCUUUAGGGAAAGCUACAAUCUUGCCGAGCACCAGAAAAUUCACACCAAAGCCAAGCCCUACAGCUGCGCUGAGUGUGGCAAGUGUUUCAGCCGGAGAGCUGACUUGGUUAAACACCAGAGAGUCCACACCGGCGAAAGGCCUUACACGUGUGGCGAAUGUGGCAAAACCUUCAGCCGCACCACCAACCUUGUCCAACACAGAAGAAUCCACACGGGGGAACGGCCCUAUGAGUGUGACCAGUGUGGGAAAUCUUUUAACCAGGUGUCUACGCUCGCUCGGCAUCAGUUGCUUCACACUGGGGAGAGACCUUACAGAUGUAGCAAAUGAGGGAAAGGCUGAACGGCCCUCUGGCAUCUUCUAACACCAAAAGUGUCAGAGAAUGGAGAAGCCACACAAA
Messenger RNA from Acomys russatus (golden spiny mouse), 2298 nucleotides. Its product is annotated as zinc finger protein 883-like. The transcript has 3 exons. The record is from RefSeq and is a predicted model, not a curated record. Bases 414 to 2228 code for a protein of 604 amino acids. NCBI's taxonomy places the organism in Eukaryota, Metazoa, Chordata, Mammalia, Rodentia, Muridae.